CAGACAACCGACGGCGAGAAAAAAGAGCGAGGGAAAAGGCGAGAGGGAAGCGAAAGCAAAAAGACAGAUGAAAGAGUUGGAUACUGCGGAGGGAGCCCACCAAAUACCUGAAUAUACUCUUUAAAUCAUGCCGCUGCACAAAUCAACCCGGGCCCCUCGGCUGGACCCUACCAUGAUCUCUGCGCCACUGGGUGACUUUCGCCACACCAUGCACAUUGGGAGGGGAGGUGAUGCCUUUGGGGACACCUCCUUCCUGUCCACUCUCGGCCCAAGCCCGAGCCCGACCCAGAGCCUGUCCAGCCCUGACCUGGGGAGUCCAGGGAUCACGCCAACUGCUGACCCUAAGGUGUCAUUCAACCACAGUGAUCUUUAUACAGAUGCUCCAGGGAGCCCACAGAACAAUGAGCUUCAGCACUCUGAGUCAGUCUCCUCAUUCACCCUGGAUCUGGACCUGGAUCUGGAUCUAGGCCCGUCUAUGCUGGGGGAUGUACUAGGGGUGAUGGAUGGUUUAGAGCUGGACUCCAAUGAGGGGGAUAUGUUCAGUCCCAAAAGUGGCACAUCCUCUGUGGGCACAAAGCAGGGGAAAGGGGCCACGGAGGUGUCUGUGAGUACGCACAACGAGCUGAAUGGGAAGAACUUGGUUGGGUUGGAUGGAAACCAGGCGGGAGACAGCAGGAUACCAGACGGGAAUGGGAUCAAGCCUAAGGGGCUCCGACCAAAAGUGCGAUUCAGUGACAAACGAGAGGAGAUCAUUCGCCAAGCGUCUGAAGAGGAAGGGGCUCCAGGGAUUGACUUCCAGGACGAGGAUCAGCUGGCGUGUUGUAGUCCGACGAGGGGUGAGAGUGAAAGGGGGGAGAGCAUAGUCGGUGGAGGUGAAACGGAGUUCACCAAUCACAAGGUAGAUUUGCCACCUAGUCCAUCCUCGUCACACAGCUCCGAGUAUGAAGGAGUCACCUCAUUGGACAGGAGGAGGGUCGACAGCUGCCAAUCAGAGACUGAAUCAGAAGAAGAGGAGGAAGAGGAGGGGGCGGAGGAAGUAGGAAGGGGCUAUACAUUUGAAGAUGAGUUUGAUGAUGAAAUUGGUCUAUAGGGGAUCAGUACGGUUUCCCCUUGAAAAAAGAUUUUUGCUGUCAAGUAAAUCAAGUAUACUGUAUUUUCCUAAACUCAUAAUUUCAGUAUCAUUUGAAUGGGAGGCGUAAACCGUAUGCAAACUGGAUUUUUCAAGACUCAGUGAAAGCUUCACAGUUCGACGAUGUUGCUCAACUGGAAAAGACAGUUGAUGUUUUAGCUAUAAGGGUAACAGAUUUGCAAAAGACGUGUCAUUAUGAUGAGAAAAACCAAUGUGUCAUGUAGGAUAUUACAGUGAAAGGUUUGUAGCACUUUGAUUUAUUUCAUUUGCCUUGAAGCUUUGCUAUAAAACUGAUGCUCAGUGGAAAUUUGAUUCAGGCUAAUGACACUCUGUUUAUUUUUACUUUCUUAUAUUUGCCAUAUAAAGCUUUAUUGAGCUUUAUGUUAUAGUGCCUUAAAGGGAGCUGUAUGCUUACAUUAUUGUACCCAAUGUCUUAAUAGUUAUUUUUCAUAUUGCAUGUUUAUUACAGUCUCCAUGUCUUGUCUCUUGAUGUUGAAGCUUUACAAAUGGUUCCCAGAGACGCGUCAGAAAAUAAAUGUAUCCUGUGUUUGUGUAAUUACUGUGAAUUUGUCACAUUCCAAGUCUGACAGCGCAGUUUCUCUGCUUCAGACCAAAUCACAUCUGGUUUCAUAGUGCAGUUAUUUAGCAAGUUACCAAAGCUUUUCUUUGGGCUAUGGGGCUGGACUAAAUCUAAAAUGCAAAGACAAUCACAGGAUUUAAAUUUCAAUUGUAAACCAGGACCGGUGGUAUAUUUUUGUACGCGUUUUCUGCUUGUAUUACGCCUGUUUUUGAGAAAUACUUCAUAAUGCUGUAAAAGAGGGAGACAUCUGUUGAAAAUGCUGGUUUAAACACACGUGUUAGCCUGUGGUUUAAUACGGAAACAAUAAAACAAUUAUUGGGAUUUAAAAAUA
Molecule: messenger RNA, 2040 nt
Organism: Micropterus dolomieu (smallmouth bass)
Lineage: Eukaryota; Metazoa; Chordata; Actinopteri; Centrarchiformes; Centrarchidae
Gene: cdc42ep5
Product: CDC42 effector protein (Rho GTPase binding) 5
Exons: 2
Coding region: 128-1090 (320 amino acids)
Source: RefSeq, a predicted model, not a curated record